This is a messenger RNA of Helianthus annuus (common sunflower), 1470 nucleotides long. Its product is annotated as kiwellin-1. The coding region runs from base 780 to 1328 and encodes 182 amino acids. The transcript is spliced from 2 exons. The record is from RefSeq and is a predicted model, not a curated record. NCBI's taxonomy places the organism in Eukaryota, Viridiplantae, Streptophyta, Magnoliopsida, Asterales, Asteraceae.
AAGUAUAUUGUAAAAGGAACCCAUAAACAUGAAAGGCCUUGGUUCCACUGGUUAAAAUCGCGCUUUUCUUCCUAACCCACCCGGGUUCGAAUCUCGGCACUGCAUAUUUUUUUGUCCGUUUUUUUUUAAUUUCUCUUUUAAUUUUUUUUCUUUAAAGUAAUAAAAACAUUAAAACCCAUUUAGGGUUAUAUUGGAAAACAUACGGCCGCCAAAUACACGAACAGCAGCAGCGAACAGCAGCAUCUCCGCAGCAAACAAGCCUCCGCCCUCCGCCCUCCUCCGCCUCCGGCUGCUCCGCCGCCUCCGGCUCCUGCUGCUCCACCGCCUCCGCCUCCGUCACUCCGUGAUUACAGAUUUACAUUCGAUUAAGUGGUGGAUACAUGAACGAUUCUUGCAUUUGUUACAUUGAAAAGGAGUUCUUACAACAAGUUUCCGUUGAGAGUGUAAUGCAACGUUUUCAAAAGAUGAAAACUCGUCGUCAACAACUUUAGGUAGUUUUUUUAUUUGUAAAGACUAUCGUAUUUUAUAUUGUGUUUUUAAAUUUCUAAUGACGAUUUUCUUUUCAUCAUUGUAUCGUACUUUUAUUAUGUGAUGAACCUUACCCGAUCCGAACCAUCGAACCGACCCGAAAUUCUUUAUGUUUGGUUACAUGAAAUUGGAGUAUCUAAAAAAGUGAACCCAGUGAAAAAUAUUCCUGGAUCCGCCACUGCUUUCACCCUACCUUUCAUAACUGUAGUAGAGAACGAAAGAAUAACUAAUCAAAUACAAAGAUCUUGAGCAUGGGUGCCUUCCUGGUUGCAUUGCUGGUUCUUGUUCUUGCAUGCUCCCCACAGAUUGAGGCUCAAACCUGCCAGCCUAGCGCAGGCAUAACUGGUAAAGAACCAUCUCAACAAUGCAACACCGAAAAUAACUCGGAGUGUUGCGUCGAAGGACAAUUUUACACGACCUACGAAUGUUCGCCACCGGUUUCAAGUACAACGGAGGCGACACUAACAUUGAACAGUUUCCAAGAAGGAGGUGAUGGAGGUAGCGAAUCAGCAUGCGACGGUAGUUUCCACUCCGAUGACACUGCGGUAGUAGCACUGUCAACAGGGUGGUUCAAUGGAGGUAGUAGGUGUGGCAAUUUCAUCAGUAUCAAUGGUAAUGGACGAAGUGUACAGGCCAUGGUUGUUGAUGAGUGUGACUCUAAUAUGGGUUGUGAUGAAGAGCAUGCCUAUCAACCCCCAUGCCGCAAUAACAUUGUUGAUGCCUCUAAAGCUGUUUGGGAAGCUUUGGGUGUAUCAGAAGUUAAUCAGGGAGAAUUAGAAAUAACUUGGUCAGAUGCAUAACUUUCUCUUUCUAUGUUCCAUUAUCAACUAAUAUGAUGCUACUUAUUUUAUUAUCUUUAAAAUUUGAGGAGAAUUUAUUAUAAUGUAACUGUUGUUAUUCUUUUGUUUAAAUAAAGUAACAUAGCAAUCUGGUUUGUAAGAA